CGCGCGCCUGUUGGUGAGGACUCGGCCCCUCCCCUCGGUGUCAGCAAGUCUCGCCGGGGGAUUUAAAUAGGUGGGAGCCGGAGAAGCGCAGCAUGUUUGUGGACCGAUCGUCUUGUCUGCACCAUGCACGUGUGCCUGAGCCUCCUGUGCGUGGGUCCGGCCCUGCUCGUCCCGGUCCUGCUGAGCGCUGCUCACGGAUGGAAGGUGUUGACCAACGACGCGACGGAAAACGUACCCGAGUACCAGGGGGGCAGACCGCGACAGGCGGAUGCGGCAGAGUCCUCCAACAACAGCACAAUAAACCGAGCGAAACACGGAGGACGGGCCGAGGCGCCCAACACCGAGACUUACGGUACGUCCAACUCGAGCUGCCAAGAGCUUCGUUCGACGCGCUACAUCAUCGACGGGCCGUGCCGCAGCAGCAAGCCUCUCAAGGAGCUGAUCUGCUCCGGCCAGUGCCUUCCACCCCACCUGAUGCCCAACUCCAUCCUGCGAGGGAAGUGGUGGCGACAGCAGGCUUCGGACUACAGGUGUGUCCCCGCUCACUCCCGCACGCAGCGCUUCCACCUCCUGUGUCCCAACGAAGAGGUGCGGACUUAUAAAAUGCGAGUGGUGACAUCGUGCAAGUGCAAGCGCUACACCAGGCACCACAACCAAUCCGAGUUCAAGGAAAUGGACAAGACGCCCACCAAGCGCCGGAGAAGCAAGGCCUCCCAGGCUGUACGGGCCAGAAGCCGAGGGCAUCGGCCCGAGUCCCAGAACGCCUAUUAAGGGGCAGCAGUUUAUUUGGAGGGUUGCUGAUAAAAGAGCAAAAAUAAAUAAAUAAAAACGGGGCAACCACAACAAGAAAACUGCACCACGUGAAGUGAAACUGCGUGCCAACCCGGCUCAAGGGAACAGACUGACUCCUCGCCAUUACGCAUAACUUCUUACUUUUGGAUACGCGGCUGCAGCUUUUAGUCUUUUGCACGACAGCCUGAGGGUGACGGCCACUGGGCAAUGGAAGAGGGGCGGACGUGUCUGGAAUCUUCUGCUGGGGGCGCUGCUCCACCAUCUUCACCCUUCACCGGACAUGUGGAGACGUUCAGGAGGGGCUAUCUGGACAUACCGGAGACCCCUAUUGUUGAGUGGGAGGGAGGGUGGGCGCAUUAUAAUUGCUAUUGUGUGAGGCUGGCGCUACGGGCAGCAAAUGGACUGCAAUGACACUUGUACCAUCCCAGUGUUUGGGCCUGGCUGGGGUGUCUUCUGUGGGAGCCCCCCCUGUGUUCUUGUGGGCAAACACCUGCGGCCAUUUUGUUUUUUUGAUUCUAAUGAAGAAUUGGUGAGCAGUAUGGGGUGACCUUUUAUAGAGGAGGGUUCCAUUGAGGGUCGGUUUUAUUGCCAGUAACAAUGCCAUGGAAAAAGCGGGCGGUGGGUUUAGAAAACAUAUGGAUGGACAUUAUGGAACAUACAAGAAAGGCAUCGAUAAUAACAUCUUCAGUCCUGGGCAACCCAACGAUAUUCACACCGUUCCUCUAAAAAAGGGGGGACGCCUUCAAUGAGCAUAAUUAGGGUAUCAUGGCUCGGCAGGAUGCAUGUGCUCUUGUCUUGGGGGCACACAGAGCGUCUCCCCCGAGCCGGCAUUCCGUGUCUGCCCACAGUCCGCAGUGCCUCCUUCCAGGAAAGCCCCUCAAGAGCCCAAGUUCCUAUGGUAGGCUUGCACGCCACUCCCACCUGGAGCGUGACUGGGACAACAGAACAUUAGAAGAGGGGCGGGUGGGGGGUUUGUCAUUAAGACUUCCAUUUCUUGCCAUUUAAGAAAACCACGACGUCACUUAAAUCCCGGUCAGGGUGGCCGUCGUGGCAGAGUGGGGUGUAUGGUGGGAAGGAGAAACAUUUAAAGUUCUCAAUGAGCCCAACCUGCUUGUCUAUGCGGGAGGAAAACACAGACGGACAGACGCAAGAAUCUCAAAGUGGCAUGGGGUUCAAACCUGGGAUAAUGGGUAUGUGAGGCACUAGCACCAGUGCCAGCCACUAUGCCAUCAUGCCACCCUCACUCAACACCACCUCAUACAAAAAUCUAUACACAGAUGGGAUCGCCUCCAUGGCCCUCACCACCAAAGUGACAAAUUCUGAUAAUUCUGCAUCACCAUAGCAGUACUUCAGAUCCAUUCAUUAACAUGGCACCUUAUAUACGCUAUGCUGCUCGCCUCCUGUAGCCUGGCGCUGGCGGGCCGCCGUUCAGUUGAACCCGAGUCCGGUCCGAGGCUGUGAAUGAACUCGUCUCCGCUUCUCUUCUGUGCCUGAAAUGAGUUAAAAAAAACAAACAAAUAAGUGACUGCUGCAAAGAAUGAAUUGUGUAUUUAUUUGUUUCCUUUUCUAAGUUAUUUAUGCAAAUAUUUUGUGUAGUUCUAUUGAUUAAUAUUAUUGCCAUAUAAAGUAUUAGCAUAUUAUUUGAAAGUUGGAAUAAAAUAUAAAUAUAUAUAUAUUACUAGCAGAAAGUAUUUUAAA
Molecule: messenger RNA, 2490 nt
Organism: Erpetoichthys calabaricus (reedfish)
Lineage: Eukaryota; Metazoa; Chordata; Cladistia; Polypteriformes; Polypteridae
Gene: sost
Product: sclerostin
Exons: 2
Coding region: 124-771 (215 amino acids)
Biological process (GO): ossification; negative regulation of BMP signaling pathway; negative regulation of Wnt signaling pathway
Molecular function (GO): BMP binding
Source: RefSeq, a predicted model, not a curated record